ACGCCGUGUCCCCGGGCUUGUCUCACGGCCUCCAGCCGCCGCCGCUGCCGUGUUUACUGAGCUCGCGCGUCCUGAUAUCACUCCGCUGGCAUGGAGGAGGAGGAGGAGGUGGAGGAGCGAGAGGAGGAGGAGGCGGCGGCGGCGAGCAGUUGAUCAUUGUGAUGGUGGCAGCGGCAGCGGCGGCAGCGGCAGCCCAGCCGAGCGUUAGGGGCUGCUCUCCGCGCGGCGUUUUGCAAAGGACUUCACCGAUCUACUUUUGCAGUCGCCUCGAACUGUCCAUGUGUUUACUUCCCCCAGCCCGAGGAUUCGAUAUCUAGGUUCCUGUGAAAUGCAACUGAGCAGCCAAAGUACUUUGAGAACACGGGGCCGCAUAAACACCAAAACUUUUUUGUGGAAGGAAAAUGCGAUAAGCAAGCUUGCCGUUUUCCGAUGCGGUGUGGAGUGAGUGUGUGUCGCGCGUGUCCGCACUGGAGGCACACGCUUGUGUGUGUACAUGGGGUGUGUUUUUCGGUACGUAGGGAGAAAAUGCUUGCCAACCACCGGAAAUCUCCUGGAAUUUAUUAGAAAAUAAUGGAUUAUAAAAAGAAGGCAGGCGAGGAGCGGAUUGCCCCUUGAGUUGCAACCCGAUUUGCUGGUGGCUCAGUUUGUUGUGAUUCUUUUUGUUGAUAGGUGUCUGAUGGUAUUCCGAUAACACCCCCUCUUUUUCCCCCUCGAGCUUCACAGUUUUUUUUAAAGGAAACAAAAACCACCCCAAAAAUCUCUCCCCCUUUUUUUUCGCCCCGUCGGGAUCGCUGUUUCCAUCCAUGUGCUUGCGUCUCCCCCGCGUUCCACUUAAACUAUUUUAAUCCUUGGACCCAAGGAGGAGGCUGAUAGGGGGGGAGUGGAUUUAAAAAAAAAGUUCUUCCAAAAUAGUGUGCCCGGGGAGCAGGAUGGGGGAUUUCGCAGCCCCCGCUGCUGCCGCGAAUGGUAGUAGUAUUUGCAUCAACAGUAGCCUGAACAGCAGCCUCGGCGUGGCCGGGAUCGGUGUGAAUAAUACUCCCAACAGUACGCCCGCUGCUCCGAGUAGCAGCCACCCUGCUGCCGGCGGCUGCGGCGGCUCCGGGGGCCCCGGCGGCAGCUCGGCGGUAGUCCCCAAGCACAGCACGGUGGUCGAGCGGCUCCGCCAGCGCAUCGAGGGCUGCCGGCGACACCACGUCAACUGCGAGAACAGGUAUCAGCAGGCUCAGGUGGAGCAGCUGGAGCUGGACCGCCGGGACACCGUAAGCCUCUACCAGAGGACCCUGGAGCAGAGGGCCAAGAAAUCGGGCGCCAGCACCGGCAAGCAGCAGCACCAGAGCAAACCCCAGCAGGAUGCGGAGGCUGCCUCGGUGGAGCAGAGGAACCACACGCUGAUCAUGCUACAAGAGACUGUGAAAAGGAAGUUGGAAGGAGCCCGAUCACCACUUAAUGGAGACCAGCAGAAUGGUGCUUGCGAUGGGAGUUUCUCUCCAACUAGCAAACGCAUUCGAAAGGAUAUACCCUCGGGGAUGGAAGCCAUCAACAAUUUGCCCAACAACAUGCCACUGCCUUCAGCUUCCCCUCUUCACCAACUCGACCUAAAGCCUUCUUUGCCCUUGCAGAACAGUGGAACUCACACCCCUGGGCUUCUAGAAGAUCUAAGUAAGAAUGGUAGGCUCCCUGAGAUUAAACUUCCUGUCAAUGGAUGUGGUGACUUGGAGGAUAGCUUUGCCAUCUUGCAGAGCAAGGACCUCAAACAGGAGCCUCUGGAUGACGCUGCUUGCAUUGACACAUCAGAAACAUCACUCUCUAAUCAGAACAAGCUGUUCUCGGACAUUAACCUGAACGACCAGGAAUGGCAAGAACUAAUAGAUGAGUUGGCCAACACAGUUCCAGAAGAUGACAUCCAGGACCUGUUCAAUGAAGACUUCGAAGAGAAGAAGGAGCCAGAAUUCUCACAGACCACCAUGGAGCCCCCUCUCUCCCAGGAGAGUGCAAGUGUGAAGAGUGAUCCUUCUCACUCUCCUUUUGCACAUGUCUCUAUGGGGUCACCCCAGACCAGGCCGUCAUCUUCUGGUCCUCCCUUUUCUACUGUCUCCACAGCCACUAGCUUACCUUCUGUGGCUAACACUCCCGCGGCUCCAAACCCCACCAGCUCACCAGCAAACUGUGCUGUCCAGUCCCCUCAAACCCCAAACCAAGCCCACACUCCAGGCCAAGCUCCACCCCGGCCAGGCAAUGGUUAUCUCCUCAACCCAACCUCAGUGACAGUAGCCGGUUCAGGGUCAGGCCCUGUGGCAGUGCCCAGCUCUGACAUGUCCCCAGCAGAGCAGCUCAAACAGAUGGCUGCCCAGCAACAACAGAGGGCCAAACUCAUGCAGCAGAAGCAGCAGCAACAGCAGCAACAGCAGCAACAGCAGCAGCAGCAGCAGCACUCAAAUCAGACUUCGAGCUGGUCUCCCUUGGGGCCUCCGUCUAGCCCAUAUGGAGCAGCUUUUACGGCAGAAAAACCAAAUAGCCCGAUGAUGUACCCCCAAGCCUUUAACAACCAAAACCCUAUAGUCCCUGCAAUGGCAAACAACCUGCAGAAGACGACAAUGAACAACUACCUCCCUCCAAAUCACAUGAAUAUGAUCAAUCAGCAGCCAAAUAACUUGGGUACAAACUCCUUAAACAAGCAGCACAAUAUUCUCACUUACGGCAACACUAAACCUCUGACCCAUUUUAGUGCAGACUUGAGUCAGAGAAUGACGCCUCCUAUGGCCAACCCCAAUAAAAACCCCUUGAUGCCAUACAUCCAGCAGCAGCAGCAACAGCAGCAGCAGCAGCAGCCUCAGCCACAGCAGCAGCAGCCACAGCAGCAGCAGCCACAGCAGCAGCCACCUCCACCGCAGCUCCAGGCUCCCAGGGCACAUCUGAGCGAGGACCAGAAACGCAUGCUUCUCAUGAAGCAGAAAGGAGUGAUGAAUCAGCCAAUGGCUUAUGCUGCACUCCCUGCCCACAGUCAGGAGCAACACUCAGUUGGGCUUCCCCGGACCACAGGCCCUAUGCAGUCCUCUGUGCCCCCAGGCUCAGGCAGCAUGGUCUCUGGAGCCAGCCCUGGGGGUCCUGGCUUUGUAGGCACCCAGCCACAGGCAGCCAUCAUGAAGCAGAUGCUGAUGGAUCAGCGAGCCCAUCUGAUGGAGCAUCAGAAGCAACAGUUCUUGCGGGAGCAGCGGCAGCAGCAACAGCAGCAGCAGAUUCUAGCUGAGCAGCAGUUGCAACAGGCACACCUGCCCAGGCAACACCUCCAGCAACAGCGGACUCCAUACCCAGUGCAGCAGGUCAAUCAGUUUCAAGGUUCACCCCAAGACAUAGCAGCCGUGAGAAACCAGGCAGCCCUCCAGAAUAUGCGAACGUCAAGGCUGAUGGCACAGAAUGCUAGCAUGAUGGGAAUGGGACCCUCCCAGAACCCAGGGGCAAUGACCACAGCAGCAGCCCAGUCAGAGAUGGGACUGGCCCCCUAUAGCACCCCUCCUACCAGCCAGCCAGGAAUGUACAACAUGAGCACAGGAAUGACCCAAAUGUUGCAGCACCCAAACCAAAGUGGCAUGAACAUCCCACACAACCAGGCCCAGGGACCCAGGCAGCCUGCCUCUGGUCAAGGGGUAGGAAUGGUGAGUGGCUUUGGUCAGAGCAUGCUGGUGAACUCAGCCCUUACUCAGCAGCAUCAGCAGCUGAAAGGACCAGUGGGCCAGGCCUUGCCUAGGCCCCAAGGCCCUCCACGGCUUCAGAACAUCAUGGGAACAGUCCAGCAAGGAGCACAGAGCUGGCAACAGAGGAGCUUACAGGGAAUGCCUGGUAGGACUAGUGGAGAAUUAGGACCAUUCAACAACGGUGCCAGCUACCCACUUCAAGCUGGCCAGCCAAGACUGACCAAGCAACACUUCCCACAGGGGCUGAGCCAGUCAGUCAUGGACACUAACACUGGUGCAGUAAGACCCCUCAAUCCAGCUGCUAUGGGCCGGCAGAUGAUGCCACCACUCCCGGGGCAGCAAGGUACCAGCCAGGUGAGACCACUGGUCAUGUCUGGCUUAAGCCAGGGCAUCCCUGGCAUGCCGGCAUUCAGCCAGCCCCCAGCACAGCAGCAGAUAGCAGGUAGCAGCUUUGCUGCAAGCAGCCAGGGCCAGACCUAUGAGAGGAACCCCCCUCAGGACAUGUCAUACAAUUAUAGUAGUGAGGGUACUGGGGCUUCCUUCCCUGGCCUCCCGGAUAGUGCAGAUCUUGUGGACUCCAUCAUCAAAGGUGGCCCAGGGGAUGAGUGGAUGCAAGAGCUUGACGAACUGUUUGGUAACCCCUAGUUAAGAGGGGCCCAAGAGCUACAACAGUAGUGGUGAAAGCUUCCCAAGUGAAAAAAGAAACAGGAUGCCGACCCAUCUUGUUUUUUUGUUUUUUUGACCCAUGUAAACUGAGAAAACUACAGCUGGCUGACAGUGGAAGAUCCAGGUGUCAAUUCCCAGCCCCAUGGGGCCUCAUUCCAUCUGAUUUCCACACAGUAAUCAAGAGGAGAUGCCAUGCAGAUCCCUGCUUGCAGAGAAGGGACAUAGAGGGCAGGUGGGAAAGUCGAAGCAGCCGGAGUUCUCUGCUCAGCACCCCUGGGAUCGCCUGGUCCAGCGAGAGCUGUUCCAGCCCAAAGGGACUGUGGCCCAAGAUGAGGUUCCCUUGGGCACUCCUGCCUCAGGUCCGGAGACCUCGGCUUUGGAGACAAGAGAUGGAGCCUCAGCCAGGGAGAGCCUGUCAGAGGAUGAGAGGCACACAGGCCAUGUGCACAAGUCAGAGAUGCUCUGAACUCUGGGUGGAAAGAGAUUAAGCGUCCACGUUCCUGGAUUUGGAGACAGGCACAAAGAAGAGUGAGCUGGUCUGAGCUGGUCCCAGAGAGACAAGCAAGGAUCCUUCAGGCCUGUCUGUCUCCCACCCUACAAUGACCCUCAGGAAUGGCAAGGCAUUGCUGCCAGCCCCCUCACCAAGACAGCCGACUAUGCUUGAGAAGAUCCCAGCCAGUAGUCCUUGGGGACAUCUUCUGCCAGCAGCCACAGUGGCCAUCACUUCAGGUUGCCUCCUGAAGUCCCCAUCUGAUUUGACACAUCUAGCUGGUUUUCAUCUGCUUAUGGCCAUAGGAUAGAAGGAUUCUGUGUCUGCCAACGAGGCCACCUUCCUCCCCAUAUCACUGCCUUUAUUACUCCUGGCCUCCACCCUAGCCUGCCUUUCUUCUCUUUAUGGACUAUCCAGAAAGUAAAGCUUUGGGGCAGGGUCAAAAUGAAUGCAAGAAGAGUUUAGACAGUCACUGACACACAAAGGCAACACUGGAGUCUCCUUUCUCUUCUUGGAACAGAAUGAGCUGCACUGAUGUUUAGGUGCAGUUUUAUAAGAACCAUGCCCAUACUUCUGAUACUACCAGGAAAUGGCCUAGAGAACCCCAGUUCUUCCAGACAAUGCCAGGGAUGACUCCAAAAUCAGCCUUGCACAUCAUCCCCAUCAUCAGAAAGAUGACUAUAAACUCCUAGAGAUAGAAAAGCAGAAAGGUCAAUAGCUCCACCCUACAAAUUUGGAUACUGAAAGGAGGAAGAUGUGGUACCUUCCUAAGGUAGACUACUUCGAAAGUUCUGCACAGUGGUUUUCUUUGUAACUCACUCAGCACCUGUCCUACCUGAAGUCUGUCAGAAGGAAUCAGCAGCCUCUACUGUCACAAGCUUUGCCUCUUGGUCUUUGCCUUUCCUCCCAGAGUCUCAUCUUGGAGGACAUAGAGCCAAGCAAGGUAGCACACACUCUUAAUUCCAGCAUCCAGGAGGCAGAGACAGGCAGAUCUCUGUGAGUUCGAGGACAGCCUGGUGCACAUAGCAAGUUCCAGGCUAGACAAGGCUACACAGUGAGACCCUGCCUCAAACACGUGCACACACACACACACACACACCGGAGGUCAUGUGGCACUUGUUCAUAGUGUCUUCUUUCCUCCUGAAUAUACAUACAAUGGCUUCCUUCUGCACACUCACAUUCAGCACGGGAGAUCAGUGUUGGGGCUACAGUGGCUGUAUCCAGAGAAGCAAGUCCAGAGAAAGUGCAUUCCAGCAGAAAGCAGGGCAAAGGGUUAUGGAGGGGAAGUAUUGCCCUUGACUUUUUCUCCAUAUGCCAAGGGUUUGAGACCUGCUCAGCAAGGACAGGAAGUAAAGUCAGAGGUACCAGGUUGAUGGGCUGCAUGCCUCUCCGAAGAGGUGGUGGCAGGUGACUGUAAACUCCCAGAAUGGGGAGGUAUUGCCACCAGGGAAACGGUGUGGAAACAUGUGAAAACCAAAAAAAAAAAAAAAAAAAAAGUAAAG
Messenger RNA from Nannospalax galili (Upper Galilee mountains blind mole rat), 6350 nucleotides. RefSeq names its product mastermind like transcriptional coactivator 3 (gene Maml3). The record is from RefSeq and is a predicted model, not a curated record. Gene Ontology annotation, biological process: Notch signaling pathway; positive regulation of transcription of Notch receptor target. The transcript has 5 exons. The coding region runs from base 930 to 4337 and encodes 1135 amino acids. NCBI's taxonomy places the organism in Eukaryota, Metazoa, Chordata, Mammalia, Rodentia, Spalacidae. Gene Ontology annotation, molecular function: transcription coactivator activity. Gene Ontology annotation, cellular component: nucleoplasm; nuclear speck.